AUGGGAGAAUGCCCUUAUUAUCAGACUGCUAGGGAAGAAUAUUGGCUACAAAUUGCUCUGCUCCAGAACCAGACUGAUUGUGCUAAUGUCUUCACAGGAGGACCAUGGGUUAUCAUGGAUCACUACCUUACUGUGAGACGCUGGGAACCUAACUUUAGACCAUCAAAAGCCUUUGAAACCACAACCGCAGUUUGGGUUCAGUUUCCUGGGCUUCUGAUUGAGUAUUAUCAAGAGAAAGUCCUUUUUGUGAUAGCUAAAGCUAUUGGUAAACCCCUUAAAAUCGAUUGGAACACUGCGAUGGCAACACGGGGAAAGUUUGCUCGAGUUUGUGUAGAGAUGGACCUCAGCAAACCGCUAAAGCCCAAAUUCUUAUUAGAGGGUAUGGUUUAUAACAUCGAAUAUGAAUCUUUGCAUUCUUUCUGCUUUCUCUGUGGCCGAAUUGACCACCGUAAGGAGGGUUGUCGUUUCAAAACCACCAGUGCUCCACCGGUGGUGGAAAAUAUGGCCGUUUUCGGUACUGAAAAAUCUGACCAUCCACCUGUGAUUGAUAACGGUCACCUACACCAGGAUCGUGAGGAAGAUGAAGAUUUUGGCCCAUGGAUGUUAGUGACUAAGCGUCCUAAGAGACCAGCCCAACAAAAAAGGGCCCAAAAUCCCACUAGCACAAUUACUAGCACUAAUCCCUUUUGGUAUUUGGAGGUGGGCCAAGAUGGGCUUGGAUCUGCUCAAAAGGAAAGGAUGACUGCUCAAAAUGCAGGGGAAAAGGCCCAAGGAGAACCCAACUUCUUAACUAGUCGAAUACAAAAUACAGACCCUAAAGGAAAGAACAAACAAGGGCUUCAGCAACACAGAGCUAAGGAGUUAGACACACGUAGCAAUCAGCAAGUAGUUUGGCAGAGAAUAGGGGAAAGUUCAACCUCACGCGCCAUUGCUCUGCAAGCGGAGGGCACUUCUCGUGAUCAAGCCAAGAUGACAACACAUAUCACUGCGAAUCAACUCUAA
Messenger RNA from Camellia sinensis, 1002 nucleotides. The record is from RefSeq and is a predicted model, not a curated record. NCBI's taxonomy places the organism in Eukaryota, Viridiplantae, Streptophyta, Magnoliopsida, Ericales, Theaceae.